Molecule: messenger RNA, 2104 nt
Organism: Panicum virgatum (switchgrass)
Lineage: Eukaryota; Viridiplantae; Streptophyta; Magnoliopsida; Poales; Poaceae
Exons: 6
Coding region: 434-1690 (418 amino acids)
Molecular function (GO): DNA binding
Source: RefSeq, a predicted model, not a curated record
UUGCCUUCCGGCGGCCUCCAUUUCGUUUCCUGCCUGCCCCGCCUCCAGCCUCCUCGUCUCCUCUCCUCUCCACCCCUGCCUCCGCCCCCCGCCCCCCUGCGAGAUCGGCAGCUCUUGUACGGGUGUUCUGGUGCCGGUGGUUUGGCCUUGGCGCACGCUCCCGCCUCCUGCUGUUGCUUCCCUGGUGCACAGCCGGUGAGCCGAGUUUCCGUCAGAUUCGGUGGUUCCGCUGGUUUGGAAAUCCGGAGAUGGCUCGUUUUCAGGCGAUGAACGACCAAAGGCCUGCUGCUGAUCGCGUCGGCCAUGCAGACUUCAUGGACCAUCUGAAGAGAACUCUCGAUUCGCCAGAAGGAGCGCGAGCUCCUAAGGUCACAAUUUUGGCACUUGCCGUUUAGGCACGCAAGCCAUACACGAUAUCCAAGCAGAGGGAGAAAUGGACGGAGGACGAGCACAAGCUCUUCUUGGAAGCCCUUCAGCAACAUGGCCGUGCCUGGCGUCGUAUACAAGAGCACAUAGGCAGCAAGACUGCCGUGCAAAUCAGGAGCCACGCUCAGAAGUUCUUCUCCAAGGUCUUAUAGCCUUUCGCAUAGAAAAAAAACCAUCAUCCCCUCUGCCUGAAAAAUCCAUGGAUUGUGUUGCUUGCAAGGUCAUCCGAGAAUCAUCUGGGGAUAGCAACAGCAUAGCUGCUCCACCACAAAUUCAUAUUCCUCCACCACGGCCAAAGAGGAAGCCGGCGCACCCAUACCCGCGCAAGCUGGGUAAUUCACUCUGCAAGGAUGCCUCUACAAUCAAACAGCUUGAGAAGCCCCAGUUGAAGAUACAGUUGCUGUCUGAGCAGGAGAACUGCUCACCAAAAUCUGUGUUAACCGCAGCACAGAUAGGAUCCCAGACCAUGGAAACUGAAGGUAGCGGAUCACCAGCUUCCUCGGUUUACAUGGAGGAGAAAGGCCUCACACCAAGCACAUCAGUUGGGGAGUUAGGUGUGCAAGUAGCACUUUCCAAGGAUGCCACCACUUCCAAUGGUGCGGCAUGUGGAAUACCUGAAGGUCCAGUUCUUAGGCUAUUUGGCAAGAGGGUUGUGGUAAAUAAUUUGCAUCAGCAGCCAAACUCCAAUACUGGAAACCUAAAACAUGCGGCAGACAUGGAACUGGACUCUUCAGCUGAGACACCAACUAGUGGAACUGGGAAGUUCUCUUCCCAUGGUGCAGAAGAAGCGAAGACAUGGAGCCCGUGGCUGACUGGUACACAGCAGUUCGUGUACUAUCUUCCUCAAGGGGAGGUUCUUUCUGUACAUUCCGCUUGCCAAUUUCUCAGCUACAGUAAUGGAAGCAUAUCUUAUGGAGUGUUGAAUCAACAGACAGUUGCCUCAAAUAAGCAGCAGCACCAGCCAUCUCAAGCUUCAGACUGCAAGUUCACAAGGGCAGAAGGAUCGUGGGCGGAAUCGAUCACAACCUCCAGCAGUGUGCCUGAAACAACAACUCAGAAUUCAGAUUCUAUAGAAUCAACUCAAGUAAACAACGACGAUGAUGAAGUGAUACCUGUUCCAGGUUCAAGAAAAUUUUUAAGCACAGUUCCAACCUACCUUCGAGGUUUUGUGCCAUACAGGAAGUGCACAGCACAAAGCAAGAUGCUGCAGUCACAGGUUCCUGGCGAGGAGGCAGACGGAGAUAUGACAAGGCUGUGCCUGUAAAUUUUUGGGUCCUCAACAUCGCUGCUGGGGACGUUUUUGCUGAUAUUCAAUACAUAUGACUAGUACAGUACCGUAGUGCUGAUGUUUUGCAGGAAGACCGUUCUGGCGUUCUGCUGUUGCUUAUGAGAGGCAAGAUUGAAACCGGUGAAGUAGCCUUCCACAAAUGGGGAGGCGACUACGGUUCCUCUCUGCCCAUGUAUAGUUCAAGACUGAUGUUUCCAUUUUCCUCUUUGCGUAUUUGUAAUUUCCCACAAUGCUGGAGGUUCAGAGGUCAACGGUUUACAGUUUUGAUGCAGUAGGUAAUGUAAUAAUUAUAGGAGACCGUAUUGUAUGGCGUACGAAUGUAAAUUACCGAUGCUGUUCCUGGAACAAUGACAUUAUGGCAUGGCAGCUAAAACAACUGAAUGUUGCUGA